This is a messenger RNA of Klebsormidium nitens, 429 nucleotides long. The record is from the annotation of a GenBank genome assembly. NCBI's taxonomy places the organism in Eukaryota, Viridiplantae, Streptophyta, Klebsormidiophyceae, Klebsormidiales, Klebsormidiaceae.
AUGGAGCAAACGGCGACAGCUGGGCACCAGCAACCCCAACGGCUGGUCGCCGAGAACGGUAGAGGGGUCCGGACGUGCCCCCCUUGGACAAAGGCCACAGAACAAUCUAGGCCCGCCUCUGUCUACUUCCGGCCUAGCAUCCCUGAUUUGAACCCCCUGGAGGUCGGGGAAGCGAGAGAGGAACCGGGGGAGCCCACCUCACAGUACAAGGCUGCUUUGGGGUCCUCCAUGGCCCCCAUUUCAGCGCCACCGCACAAGCUUCGUGUCAACGCAAAACUCUUUCUCCUGAAUCUCGUCAGGAAACCCAUUUUGUUGAAGGUGUCGGUUUGCCUAUUGAUUGCGCCAGAGAAGUGCAGAACGGAAUUGCCGAAACGGCAACUCGGCGAGGCCUCUGGAAGACCAGGCGCCAGAACGAGGAUUCGAGACUGA